GUGACAGCCGCUAGCGAUAGCAUGGCAUCUAGCAUAACGGAUGUGUAUCGCAGGAAUGACUUACAGCAUUCGUGUAGAGGUGGUGGUGAGGGAACGGCUGGAAUAAGCGCUACUCACUUGGCUGCUAUGGAUCGAAAAAGAGCAGCCUCGACAGAGCUGAACAGAUCGAGUGCCGAUAAAAGAAGCAAGUGGUCAUCGUCUUCGUCUGGUGAUGAGGAAGAAGACGAUGCUCUGAGUUCAGGAUCACAAGAUGAUGACGAAUCAAGUACGGUUGAUGAGCGAACCGAUACCACCACGCCGAAUGCUCCGAUUGAGGCAUUCUCGAUGCAGUGUCCAGGAUCGAAUUUAGCUACGAUGUUCCGCAAUCAUCCCAUUAACACACAUAUGAGCGGUGCCGUAAUGGGCUAUCCAAUCCAACCGUAUUUCACAAACAUGACGAAUGCACCGAUGAGCCGAGAAUUCGCCGAGUGUACAAACAUGAACAUGGGCUUUCUACCAACACAUCAGAUGGCCUAUGGAAUGUCUUUUCCACCGACAUCGCACUACGCGUUCGGUUACGGUACGUCUUGUUCAACAGAGUCGUUUGUGAGGCAACAACAAGUGGAACCGAUGAACAAUUUAUCACAACCGAUUCAGUUACCACUUCGUGAUGAAUUGAAUACCGAUAGUGUUGGCGUUCUAUCGGUAGGAGCUUAG
Molecule: messenger RNA, 696 nt
Organism: Anisakis simplex (herring worm)
Lineage: Eukaryota; Metazoa; Nematoda; Chromadorea; Rhabditida; Anisakidae
Source: the annotation of a GenBank genome assembly